AUGAAAAUUGCAGUUGUAAAACUCAAAGCUACCACAAGCACACUUACAAUUACCAGAAGCAUUACAGGGGUAAAGGAUGACUCCAAGUUUGGCCUUUUGGCGGUGGGACCUAAUGGUGGAUUUGCAACUCAACUUGUUGCUGGUGUUAACGGUGUUCCCUUUUUAUUUGCUAAUGGAUUGGACAUCGACCAAAACACUAGGAUUAUUUAUUUCACAGAUAGUAGUACUAGAUUUCAUAAAAGUGAAUAUGCAGCUAUAAUCCUUAGUGGCGACCUAACAGGGAGACUAUUAAAAUAUGACCCAAGCACCAGAAUCGUGACAGUGCUGCUUGGGGGCCUUGCAUUCCCAAAUGGAGUCGUUGUAAGUCAUGAUGAUAUAUUUGUCCUUGUCACUGAGACGACUACCAGUAGAGUCCUGAGAUACUGGCUUAAAGGUCCCAAAGCUACAACCAAGGAUGUCUUCAUCCAACUCCCAAGACAACCAGACAACAUCAAAAGGAAUGCAAGAGGAGAAUUUUGGGUAGCAGUGAACCCUUUUCAAGGAGGACCACGUUUCAUGCCACUCCCACAAAUUCCGUCCAUCACGUAUUUUCAAGCCAUGAAGUUAGAUGAAAAUGGGAUGGUUAUAGAGGUGUUUGUGGGUAAUGAUGGAAGCAGAUUGGAGGCUACCAGUGAAGCACAAGAAAAUGAUGGAAAUUUAUGGAUUGGUUCUAUUGUUUCCUCUUAUAUUAGUGUUUUUAGGAUUUAGAAUGUAGCUUUAGUAAUCUAUGUCUUUUGAGUUUUGGAAUGGAUGUUACAUUUCUACUAAUAA
Molecule: messenger RNA, 810 nt
Organism: Telopea speciosissima
Lineage: Eukaryota; Viridiplantae; Streptophyta; Magnoliopsida; Proteales; Proteaceae
Product: protein STRICTOSIDINE SYNTHASE-LIKE 10-like
Exons: 3
Coding region: 1-747 (248 amino acids)
Biological process (GO): biosynthetic process
Molecular function (GO): strictosidine synthase activity
Source: RefSeq, a predicted model, not a curated record